Rotaria socialis is the source of this 5673-nucleotide messenger RNA. The record is from the annotation of a GenBank genome assembly. NCBI's taxonomy places the organism in Eukaryota, Metazoa, Rotifera, Eurotatoria, Philodinida, Philodinidae.
AUGGACUACAACUCGAUUGUUUUUCGCGAGUUUACACCCGAUUCCCUACGUCGUAUUGAACGUUAUCGACAAGAGGAAGCUGAACGCCUUGCUUCCGAACGAUUACAACGACAAACAAUACGCGAAGACGACAGUGAACCAUACAGUUCAAUGAGAACAAAAUCCAAAUAUGAACAAUACGGUCCAAAACGAAAACCCAAUAAAGAAUUGGCAGUUGGACAAACAUUACCAAGAAUAUUGCAAACGAAAUUUCCUGCGGAACUUAUCGGUAAACCCAUUGAAGAGAUCGAUUGGUAUUAUCGAACCGAAUAUGUAUUUGUGGUGGUGAAUCGAAAUAAGACGAUAUUUCGAUUUAGUUCAACUCCGGCCUGUUUUCUAUUUUCACCAUUUAACUGUUUGCGCCGUUUGGCCAUUCGAAUAUUGACACAUUCACUUUUCAGUACAUUCGUUAUGCUUACGAUUUUAACUAAUUGCAUAUUUAUGACGUUGAAAAAUGUACCGGAAACUAACGAAUACGUCUUUACAAUAAUCUAUACAUUGGAAGCGUUGGCAAAAUGUGUAGCACGCGGAUUUAUUCUUAAAAAAUUUACAUUUCUACGUGAUCCAUGGAAUUGGUUAGAUUUUAUAGUCAUAACAUUAGCAUAUAUUACAUUUUUUGUCAACUUGGGAAAUGUUUCCGUGCUUCGAACUUUUCGGGUAUUGAGAGCAUUGAAAACAGUUGCUGUUGUUCCAGGUCUAAAAACAAUCGUUGACGCAUUGAUACAAUCUCUUAUUUGUCUACGAGAUGUUACUGUCCUAUCCAGUUUUAUUCUAUCGAUAUUUGCAUUGGUUGGCUUGCAACUUUAUAUGGGCGUUCUAAGACAAAAAUGUGUACCGACUUAUGAUUCAUUUUUAAAUAAUUCCGAUAUUUCUUCUAUCGGUCAUAAUAUGUCAUAUGAAGCGUAUUUAAAAGAAAUCGAUAAUGAAACUCAUUGGUAUCAAGAAGAUGAUAUUUUUGUUUUGUGUGGAAAUGCCAGCGGCAGUAGGCGAUGUCCGAAAGGUUAUGUUUGUUGGAAAGAUCGAGGCAUAAAUCCUGAUUUUGGAUAUACGAGUUUUGAUAGUUAUGGCUGGGCUAUGCUAUCGUGUUUCCGAUUAAUGACACAGGAUUACUGGGAAAAUCUUUAUCAAUUAGUGCUGACAGCUGCUGGUCGUUAUCAUUUUUUUUAUUUUGUUGCUGUCAUUUUCUUUGGUUCAUUCUAUUUGGUAAAUUUAAUCUUGGCCAUCGUUUCGAUGUCCUAUCAAGAACAACAACAGAAAGUCAACGCAGAAAAUGAAGCACGCGAACGGCGUAAAGUUGAAGAUGAACUCGAACAGCAAAAUGAAGAAGCACGAAAAGCAAGUGAAGUCGAUGCUGCAUCAGCCGGCCCUGUUGAAAAUUUACAAAGUGCGCUUUUCUUUGAAAAUCCAAAUCGUCAAUCAACCCAUUCGAGUCUUUCAAUUGAAUACGAUCACAAUAGAUUGAGAUAUAAUCCUGAACAUAAAGAAUCAAUGCAAACAGCGCCAUUAGUAUUUGAAAAUUACAGCGAUAUGUUUUGCAAUCAAACAACAAAUACAGAUGAACGUGGAAGUUUCGAUACGACAAUACCGUUUCUUGAUGAAAUACAACGAAAUUCCAUGAGUACUAAAAGUCAUGAGAUAUCACCGAAACAACGAGCAAGAAAUUGGUCUCGUAUAUCCGAACGGCAACAUGCAGACAAUGAAUCCACUGUCACCCUUUAUCAACCAAAAUCUCAUAUAAAAUAUACCCCUGCCAAUCAACUUUUAUCACAUCCAAUGUCUGAAACGACGAGUAUACGAUCAAAAAAACAGCAUUCUGUACUGUACAAGGUCGAUCGACAUUCUGACGACCGACACAGUUCACAUGUUGAGUGUCGUCUACUUCUGAAUGCGAAUGAGCAUGGAAGGCAGUCCCAGCAUCACCCUAAGAAACGUGUGACCAUCGUCAUUUCAGAUAUGGACUCAACGAACACAUGCGAUCGACCAAUGAUAAAAUUUCUAUGGAAUUUUUGCUGCGAAUGGAGUUGUACAUCGCAAUUAUUUCAUAAAUUUCAAGCGCUGGUAGCGGAUUUUAUAUUGGAUGCAUUUGUUGAUUUGUUUAUUACUAUAUGUAUUAUUUUAAAUACAUUAUUUAUGGCACUUGACCAACCUGGCCAAAGCGAUAAAAUGGCACGAAUACUAGCAACAGGAAAUUAUGUUUUUACUGGUAUAUUUACAGCAGAAGCUAUUUUGAAGAUCAUCGCGCAAGCGCCGGCUAAAUAUUUUAAACAUGGAUGGAAUGUAUUUGAUGCGAUUAUAGUCACACUGAGUGUGGUUGAAUUAGGUCUUGCGAAUGUCAAAGGAUUAAGUGUUUUACGAUCAUUUCGUUUGCUACGAGUUUUUAAAUUGGCUAAAUCCUGGCCAACACUGAAUCGUUUAAUGUCGAUCAUUGGUAAAACUAUAGGAGCUUUAGGGAAUUUGACAUUAGUUCUUGUCAUUAUUAUAUUUAUUUUUGCUGUUAUGGGAAUGCAGCUAUUCGGUCCGAAAUAUGCUCAAAAAUUCGGUAAAGAUAUGCCCCGAUGGAAUUUUGUCGAUUUUUUUCAUGCAUUUAUGAUCGUCUUUCGUGUAUUAUGUGGCGAAUGGAUUGAAUCAAUGUGGACAUGCCUUGAAUGUGCUGGUUGGCCAUGUGUACCAUUUUUUCUUUUUACAUUUUUCAUUGGUAAUCUUGUGGUUUUAAAUUUAUUUUUGGCUCUUUUACUUGCAUCAUUUGGUUCCAAUGUUCUUUCUGAACGUGAAAAAGAAGAUGAUGAUAAUAAAAUCGGCGAAGCCAUUGAUCGUAUUCAACGAUGCAUUCGUUUUAUUUUAAAUUCUAUAUUUCGUUUACUUUGUCGAAGAGAACGAAAAGAAUUAAAAAUUGUUGAAAGUUUGACCUGUGAAACAAUUUAUUUCAAUCAAUCAUUGGCUGGGACUGACGAUCUACUUCACAAUCCUUCUUCGUCAACAUUACUCGAUAUUGAUAAUGCGAAAGAUAAAAAAAAUGGUCAAUUAAUUCUAAAAGACGAAGGAGCCGAAACCGUCGAAGAUAUUGAGAUGCAACUUUUAAAUACUACUACUAAUGAUCCUUCUACGCUGUUAAAUCCAACAGCGCUUACAAACGAUGAAGAACUUCACAUGCCACCUGAUUGUUGUCCAAAAUUAAUAUCGAAGCAUUUUGCUUCUUGCAAAGAUAUGGUUCCGAAAAUAAUUGAAAGGCAUUGGACGUUCCUUCGUAGCAAAGCUCAUCGUCUUGUUGAACAUCGUUUUUUUGAAUGGCUUAUUAUUGCAAGUAUUUUAGCAAGUAGUACUACUUUAGCAUUGGAAGAUAUAAAUACGCGACAACAACCUUUUUUAUUUUCUAUUUUGCAUUCGUUUGAUAAACUUUUUACGAUUAUAUUUACCGCUGAAUUAGUUUUAAAAUGGUUUGCAUAUGGAAUAAAAAAUUAUUUUACAAAUGGUUGGAAUUGGCUGGAUUUUCUUAUUGUUGUUGUUAGUGUUCUUGGAAGUUUACUUGAUUCGCUUGGUGUCGCAGAUAUUCCGGCAUUUAAAUCGAUGAGAACAUUAAGAGCCUUAAGACCAUUGAAAGCACUUUCGAGAUUCGAAGGAAUUCGAGUCGUUGUCAAUGCAUUGAUCGGUGCCAUUCCGUCCAUUUUUAAUGUUUUACUUGUUUGUCUUGUCUUUUGGCUGAUUUUUUCAAUCAUGGGCGUACAAUUGUUCGGUGGAAAAUUUUACAAAUGCGUUUACGUUGAUACACACGAUCGAGUUAAUCUAACGGAAAAUGUAACCAAUAAGAUUGAUUGUUUGCAUAAAAAUUUUACAUGGGAAAAUUCAAGAGUAAAUUUCGAUAAUGUUCUUAAUGGUUAUUUAGCUUUAUUUCAAAUUGCAACUUUCAAAGGAUGGAUUGAAAUAAUGGCCGAUGCAGCUGAUUCUAAAGAAGUUGACGCCCAACCGGAUCAUGAAUCGAAUGUUUAUAUUCUUGUUUACUUUGUUUUAUUCAUUAUAUUUGGCUCAUUUUUUACAUUAAAUCUCUUUAUCGGUGUUGUUAUCGAUAAUUUUAAUCAACAAAAACGAAAAUUAGGAAGUGGUGGUUCAAUUGAAAUGUUCAUGACUGAUGACCAAAAAAAAUAUUAUAAUGCUAUGAAAAAAAUGGGUAAUAAAAAACCGACCAAAGCAUUGCCAAGACCAAGAUUUCCUAUUGCAAGAUUCUUUUUUGAUUUAACAACCAAUCAAAAAUUCGAUAUAUUUAUCAUGAUAUGUAUUUUUCUUAAUAUGCUUUGCAUGUGUCUUGAACAUCACAACCAAAGCGUAACUUAUGAUAACGUUCUUGGCUAUAUAAAUAAUUUUUUCGUUGCUAUAUUUACUGUUGAAUGUGGAAUGAAAUUACUUGCAUUGCAUUAUAAAUAUUUUACUAUUCCAUGGAAUGUAUUCGAUUUUAUAAUUGUCAUCGCAUCGAUUCUCGGACAAGCACUAGGUGAACUUAUGGCAAAUUAUUUUGUUAACCCAACACUAUUACGUGUUGUGCGUGUGGCACGCGUUGGUCGAGUUCUACGUCUUGUUAAAGGAGCAAAAGGUAUUCGCACAUUGCUUUUCGCGUUAGCCGUUUCAAUGCCAGCUCUAUUUAAUAUUGGUCUACUUCUCUUUCUUGUCAUGUUCAUCUAUUCGAUCUUUGGUAUGUCAUUUUUUGCUUAUGUGCGAAAAGCUGCAGGCGUAACUGAAAUCUUCAAUUUUGAAACAUUUCCAAAUUCAUUGAUUAUUCUGUUUCAAAUGUGUACUACGGCUGGUUGGUCAGGUGUUUUACAAGCCUUAACCAAUGAUCAACCGCCAGAUUGUGAUCCAACUUUAAAUACGCCAUCGCAUAGAGGUGAUUGUGGUAGUAUGGCUAUUGCAAUACCAUUUCUUGUUAGUUAUCUAAUUAUAAGUUCUCUUGUUGUGGUUAAUAUGUAUAUUGCGGUCAUUUUAGAAAAUUUUUCUCAAGCUCAAGAAGAUGUACAACAAGGUUUAACUGAUGAUGAUUAUGAUAUGUAUUAUGAAAAAUGGCAAUACUUGGAUCCAGCAGGCUCUCAAUUUAUACGCUACGAACAGUUAUCUGACUUUGUCGAUGAAUUAGAACCUCCAUUGCGCAUACCAAAACCAAAUCAGCUAUUACUGGUUGCUAUGGAUUUACCUAUAUGUGAAGGUGAUCGUAUGCAUUGUGUUGAUAUACUUGAUGGGCUUACAAAACAUUUUCUUGGUACACUCGAUGUAUCAGCAUUAGGCACGGGCACAAAUAUUGCUAUGGAUAUGAGAAAAGAUCGCCCAAAAGAUUAUCGACCGAUAGCAACAACAUUGCAGCGUCAACGAGAUACCUAUUUAACUCGCAUUGGUUUGCGCGGUUUUCGUACUAAUGUUGAACGAAAUCGAUUUCAACGACAAAGUCGUGGACCAGUACUUGAACGAGCUACCAUUGAUGAACUUAUUGAAUUAGAUGAUUUAGGAACGCCAACCUCAACGAUGUCAUAUCGAAGUAAAAUUAUUAAUCCAGAUUCAAUGCCAAUAGAACAACAACAACAACAACAACAACGAGAAAGAACUCCGUCGGAUACAUCUUCAAGUUUUUCUUUUGAAAGAAGAUCAUUAUCUUGA